AUGAUGAGUGCCGACUCGAACCUGAUGCAAGAUGAAGAGUCAAACGAAACGGCGUUCACAAGGAAAUACCGGGAGUUAGAAAAAGCUUAUCAAUACCAACUGGAUAGAUUGACUCCCUAUACUACCUACAGAUGGCUGUCUACCACUGGACUUAUCGUCGUCUUCAUGCUCAGGAUCCUUUUGUCUCAAGGAUGGUACAUCGUCACAUAUGCUCUGGGGAUCUAUCUUUUGAACUUGUUCCUAUCGUUUCUACAGCCGAAAUUUGACCCGUCAAUCGAGCAAGAUGCGGCCGAGAAUGAGGUUGAGGAAGGAGGGCCUGGAAGCACGAGCGGUCUACUGGGAGGACAGACAAUGGACGGCGAUGAGUUCAAGCCGUUUAUCCGACGCUUGCCGGAGUUCAAAUUCUGGCAUUCGGCCACCAGAGCGACGAUCUUUUCCUUGUUCGCUACCUGCUUCGAAUUCACAGAUGUCCCUGUCUUUUGGCCCAUCCUUCUGGUCUACUUCCUAGUCCUGUUUUCGAUCACCAUGCGGCGUCAGAUCGCACACAUGAGGAGAUACAAAUACGUCCCCUGGGAUUAUAUGCGGAAGGCCCGAUACACUGGCUCGAAAUAA
Molecule: messenger RNA, 612 nt
Organism: Puccinia triticina
Lineage: Eukaryota; Fungi; Basidiomycota; Pucciniomycetes; Pucciniales; Pucciniaceae
Exons: 6
Coding region: 1-612 (203 amino acids)
Biological process (GO): protein retention in ER lumen; retrograde vesicle-mediated transport, Golgi to endoplasmic reticulum
Cellular component (GO): Golgi membrane
Source: RefSeq, a predicted model, not a curated record